This is a messenger RNA of Prunus dulcis (almond), 692 nucleotides long. Its product is annotated as probable glutathione S-transferase parA. Gene Ontology annotation, cellular component: cytoplasm. Gene Ontology annotation, biological process: glutathione metabolic process. The record is from RefSeq and is a predicted model, not a curated record. The coding region runs from base 1 to 669 and encodes 222 amino acids. The transcript is spliced from 2 exons. NCBI's taxonomy places the organism in Eukaryota, Viridiplantae, Streptophyta, Magnoliopsida, Rosales, Rosaceae. Gene Ontology annotation, molecular function: glutathione transferase activity.
AUGGAUGAGGAUGAAGUGGUGCUUUUGGGGUUCUGGACUAGUCCUUAUGUCAUGAGAGUGAAAAUUGCUUUGGCAGAGAAGGGAGUCCACUACUACUAUAUGGAAGAAGGAGAUCUUUUCAAGAAUAAGAGCACUUUGCUUCUGAAAAUGAACCCAGUUUUUAAGAAAGUUCCAGUUAUCAUCCAUAAUGAUAAGUCCAUUUGUGAAUCCCUCAUCAUCCUUCAAUACAUUGAUGAUGUUUGGAAUGACGGAGCUCCAAUACUUUCAGAGGAUCCUUAUCAGCGAGCUAAAGCAAGGUUUUGGAUUGAUUUUUUUGACAAGAAGGUAACAGACUGUGGGAGAAGGAUGUGGGCUAGCAAGGGAGCAGACCAAGAGGCAGCAAAGAAAGAGUUCAUAGAAAGCUUGAAGCUGUUAGAAGGCGAGCUUGGAGAGAAGCCCUACUUUGGAGGUGAUCGCUUCGGCCUCUUGGAUAUUGCCCUGGUACCAUUCUCUUGCAGGUUUUACACAUAUGAGACUCUUUGCAAUUUCAGCGUAGAGAAAGAGUGCCCCAAGCUCAUCGAGUGGGUGAAAAGGUGCAGUCUGAGGGAGAGUGUUUCCAAGAGCCUUCCUGACCAAUAUAAAGUCUAUGACUUUGUGUUGGAAUUCAAGAAAAUGCUUGGAAUUAAUUAGUAACAAAAGUUAAAAAAUUGUUU